Molecule: messenger RNA, 983 nt
Organism: Stylophora pistillata
Lineage: Eukaryota; Metazoa; Cnidaria; Anthozoa; Scleractinia; Pocilloporidae
Product: cofilin/actin-depolymerizing factor homolog 2
Biological process (GO): actin filament depolymerization
Cellular component (GO): actin cytoskeleton
Molecular function (GO): actin binding
Source: RefSeq, a predicted model, not a curated record
UGUCUUUUUAUAAGUUUGUAAGAACCAAGCUAUACCAGCAGAUCUCGCAGGAAAAUUUUAUUUCGGACCUAAUUUUGGAAGUUAAGUUCAUCACCUGACAUCAUGGCCUCAGGUAUCAAAUUGGACGAGAGCUGUAAGAAUAUGUUCUCUUUGGUCAAAGACAAGCACGAACAUGCAUGGGCCAUCAUGAAGAUUGAAAAUAACAAAGAAGUUGUUCUUAAGGAACAACAUGGCAAACUUCGUUCCAGAACUGAUUUAGUGGAAAAUGAGGAAGUCUUUGACGACAUGAAGAAAAAGGUUGAAGAGCUGCAAGGACCCUGUUACAUCCUCUUUGACUUUGCCUACAAACAGAACAGUGGUACUGUCAAAGACAAACCAAUUUUCAUCUAUUGGUGCGAUGAUGACUGCGUCGGAGUCAAGGAAAAGAUGACAUAUGCCGCCACCAAUUCUGAAUUGAAGAAGCAGUGCAAUGGAUUUGAGACAUUUGAAUUCCAUGAUAAAGCGGACUUCUGUUUCCAGAAGAUUUCUGAGGAUUUGAAAGCAAAGGACAGGCAAUAACUUGCUGCUGUCACAAUGAGAACAGCUUCUUUCCUCACACCACUUUGUGAUCUGUUUUGAUGAAUCGUUACAAAUAAUAAGCGCUUAAGCUGACGGUAGAACUACUUAGAAGAUAUGUUAGUUGAAAUAAAAUGUUAUGAUUGUAGUUGCUGCAUGUAUAAUCUAGUUUUUCUUACCCUGCAAUGUAUUUACCGAACAAAAAGUCAAUAAAUGACAAAUUUCACUGAUUUAAGAAUGUUCUUGUUAUUAGUAGUUGAUAUUUACAACGUUAAGUAUAAUUAUGUCAUGACUCCUAAGGGAGUUCUGUCACAGAAAGUGUACCUGAAUCAAAAGUUUCUCAUUAGCUAUAUUAUGAGAACACUGAUUUAAAACAUUUAACUUAUCCCCAUAAUUUCCAUACACUAUCCAGCAAAAGGCAAUGAGAG